GAGAGAGGCAGAGAGAGAGAGAAAGGCUGAGUGAGAUGCGAGCAUGUCUGCAAACUGUUCACUGUAGAUCGAAGGUGGACUGACAGUAAACCAGACGUAGAGGAAAAAAAGCGCUUGUUUUGGAUAUUUUGUCACAAAAAUCAGUCUCCCUCAACAGCACAGUGUCUGCGCACUAGGAUGAGUCCAGCAGCAUCCCUGGAUUAACCGGACUGCAGCCUGCAGCCGACUUGCACAGCGCAAGUUCGCUGUCACUUUGACGAGGAACGAAAUAGCGCACAGCAAUCGACGAUGGAGAAGAGUAUCCCGGGAUGGUGCGUGCUGCUGGCCCUCGUCCUGCACGGAUCGGGCUGCACGGCGGCCAAGGAGCUCCAGUGUCAGGAGAUCUCGGUGCCUCUGUGCAGAGGCAUCGGCUACAACUACACGUACAUGCCCAAUCAGUUCAACCACGACACGCAGGACGAGGCCGGCCUGGAGGUGCACCAGUUCUGGCCGCUGGUGGAGAUAAAGUGCUCGCCGGACUUGCGCUUCUUUCUCUGCAGCAUGUACACUCCGAUCUGCCUGGAGGACUACAAGAAGCCCCUGCCGCCGUGCAGGAGCGUGUGUGAGCGGGCCAAGGCAGGCUGCGCCCCGCUCAUGAGACAGUACGGCUUCCCGUGGCCCGACCGGAUGAGGUGCGACCUGCUGCCGGAGCAGGGCAACCAGGAUACGCUGUGCAUGGACGACAACCGUAGCCAGACGACCACCGCGUCGCCGGUAGUAGCAAAGCCCACCAACCGGCCACUGAAGCCAUACAACCCCCGGAAGAAGAGCGGAUACGGCCGCGGCAUCCCCGGCAAGCACAAACCUGCAGCGUCCCCAUGCGAGCCGGGAUGCCAUUGUCGUGCGCCCAUGGUGCCGGUGACCAGCGACGGACACCCGCUGCACAACCGGAUCAAAACGGGACAGAUCCUGAACUGCGCCAUGCCGUGCCACAACCCGUACUUUUCCCAAGAGGAGCGGACUUUCACCGCCUUCUGGAUCGGCCUGUGGUCCGUCUUGUGUUUCAUCUCCACUUUCGCGACUGUGGCGACUUUUCUUAUCGACAUGGAGAGGUUUAAGUACCCAGAGCGCCCUAUCAUCUUCCUCUCCGCCUGUUACAUGUUCGUGUCAGUCGGAUACAUAGUCAGACUGAUUGCCGGACACGAGGAAGUGGCGUGCAGCCGGGAUCGUGGCAUUGAGCACAUCCACUAUGAAACCACGGGCCCCGCGCUCUGCACCAUCGUCUUCCUGCUCAUUUACUUCUUCGGAAUGGCCAGCUCGAUCUGGUGGGUGAUACUGUCUCUUACUUGGUUUCUCGCCGCAGGGAUGAAGUGGGGGAACGAGGCCAUAGCAAGUUACGCGCAGUACUUUCAUCUGGCAGCCUGGCUCAUCCCCAGCAUGAAAUCCAUCGCGGUUUUGGCCCUAAGUUCUGUGGACGGGGACUCCGUGGCUGGGAUAUGCUACGUGGGCAACCAGAAUCUGGAUAACCUCCGGGGGUUUGUUUUGGCACCGCUGGUUAUCUAUUUGUUCAUCGGCACAAUGUUUCUCCUGGCUGGGUUUGUGUCCCUGUUCAGGAUCAGGAGUGUUAUAAAGCAAGGGGGGACGAAGACGGACAAACUAGAGAGGCUGAUGAUCCGGAUAGGAGUUUUUACAGUUUUAUACACCGUCCCAGCCACGGUUAUAGUUGCUUGUUACUUCUACGAGCAGCAUAACAGACAGACGUGGGAAAUUACGCACAACUGUACGUGCAUGUCGGACCAGGACAGGCAGAGGCCGGACUAUGCUGUUUUCAUGCUGAAAUAUUUCAUGUGCCUCCUGGUGGGCAUCACCUCCGGGGCCUGGAUCUGGUCCGGGAAAACCCUGGACUCCUGGAGGACUUUUUGCACCCGGUGCUGCUGGGGCAGCAAAGCCUCUGCAGGCUCCAUGUACAGUGACGUGAGCACGGGACUGACCUGGCGGUCCGGGACGGCCAGCUCCGUCUCUUGCCCUAAACAGAUGCCACUGUCCCGUGUUUAAGCACGGGGCUGUCACUUCACUUAACGCCGAGAUAUGGCAUCCAAUGGUCCCCGAAUGUCAUUUGCCACAAAACAACUUCCAAAACAGCUCUUACCACAGAGACAAAGUGGCGCAGUGACUGGUUACUGACGAAAUGUUCUUAAUAUUUGGUUAAUUUGGUCAAUUCUGAGAAGUAAGUCACCAAACCAUCAGUUUAGAGGGAAUGUUAUUCCUGAACUAUCCCUGAUGUGAAUCAUUUGGAUGUGUGGUCAUUUUGUUGUGAUCUUUACUCUUCAUGUACUUAAAAAAAAAAAAAGAAAAAAGAAAAAAGUAUAAGAUCAAUUUGAACUCAAUUAGGCUUAAUGCCCAUACCUCACCUUAUCCAAAUGACGUCCACGGUUUGAAUGGGAGUAAUGGGGAGGGGGGGUUACUAAUUGUGCUGGGAUUGUCCGUCAGCGUGUUGUAAUUAGCACAUUAAUGAGCGCCUAAUGGUUUCUCUUAAAUAAUGAGACUGUCAGCAGCAGAACAAUGUACUUGUCACAAAGAAUGCGGAGUCUUAUCUGGGCUUAAUUAAAUGCGUACAGAUCCCCCUUGUCGAUAGGUUACAUGGUAUAGCUGAGGCUGUUCUUGUAAAACUGUAAAGAACCGUUUUGUCUUAAACACAAGAUUCACAAUGAGACUGCUCUGCCUCACAUGAGGCCAUCACUGGCCUCUCCUCUUUUUUUUUCUACAAGAUGGAUUUACAAGUACAUUAAUCAAUGCCUUAAAACUGUCUCAUACGGGUUCAUUAGUGCGUAAGUGUAUUUAUAUAAUUAUUGGUGUACAUACAUUGUAAAUUUGUACAUGGA
Molecule: messenger RNA, 2861 nt
Organism: Myripristis murdjan (pinecone soldierfish)
Lineage: Eukaryota; Metazoa; Chordata; Actinopteri; Holocentriformes; Holocentridae
Product: frizzled-8-like
Exons: 1
Coding region: 289-2034 (581 amino acids)
Biological process (GO): non-canonical Wnt signaling pathway; canonical Wnt signaling pathway
Cellular component (GO): plasma membrane
Molecular function (GO): Wnt-protein binding; Wnt receptor activity
Source: RefSeq, a predicted model, not a curated record